GAGGUUUGAACAUGGUAAUCUAUGAUAUUUUUCUCUGAGAGCUCAUGACAGCUUUGCUUUGAAAGUCUCAUCAUUGUUCACGACGCCUGGGAUACCAUCUAGCGCGACUUCUACGCAACAAACGCAACUUUGUCUUUACCUCAACGCCUUUGUCGCGUCAGUGGCGUCACCACUUAUAAACGUUUCUUUGCUUCGAUGCAAAAAUCAUUAAAUCAUUCUCAUUCUCUACUUCUCGAGCUUCAAUGGCAUCGAUUUCUAUCACACCAGCAUCCCCCUCAGCAGACCUUGCGACACCGGAUCCUGCACGACAUUUCACCAACAUAUACGCUGCUGCCAGUAUAGAUGCUGUCGUUGAUCGAUUCGGUUUAUGCAUGAGAUAUCUCCUCAAUUUUAAUGUUCCCUUCGAACGGGCGAUACAAAGGCUCUGUCGUAUAGAGCUUGGGUUCGAUGACGUGGUGGUGGGGUUCAAUGACAUGGAGGAGGCGUUUAAUUGGUUGGAGGACUCGCUCGAAGGCAUGACGGAGAUGCUCAAGGAUGUGUUCCGUGCCACAGGUGAAAUACUUGAUGGCAUGGAUAAGACGUUCGAUGGCAUGGCAGAGGAGAUCUGUGCAUUGGAGGAGAAGGUCAAACUGAUAGAGGAGGAGAUCUUUGAACUGAUACACGGUAACGGAUUAUGGCCCAUUCGAAUUUGCAAUCAUCGAUGCUCAUUGGAUGAUCCAUUGGUCUGGCCUCCUGUUUCUGAUACUUCCUAUCCAGCUGGGAAGCCCGAGACUCUUGCGGGACUUCAAACAAUGAACGCUGAGAUGUGUGCGGCUCUUGCUGCUGCCUUACACCUUCGACCUCCUCCUGAUCUACUUCAGCCCCCACUCGAGUGGAGGAGAAAGCAAGUAAUCAAUUAUAUUGGAUGCGCGGAAUGAGUCAUUCUACUGUGUUGUAUCAUUGAUGCCAUUACCUUUGUGUUCGUUAUAGCACAAAUGUUCCUCGGUCUUGCAUAUAUAAUUUAUUUAGAACGUCUGCAAAGACGGGGAUCCGUUUGCUAUGGUGUGGAAUAAUCGAUAUGAUAAUAACACAGCACACGAGGCGCUGCACUGCACUCACGUCCCAAACACAGCAUGCGCGCAUGUCAAUUGGAGGCGCGUGAUUCUGUUUUGAGCAUAGCCAUCGACCGAACGC
Molecule: messenger RNA, 1173 nt
Organism: Suillus plorans
Lineage: Eukaryota; Fungi; Basidiomycota; Agaricomycetes; Boletales; Suillaceae
Exons: 3
Coding region: 243-917 (224 amino acids)
Source: RefSeq, a predicted model, not a curated record